AUGGAAGAAAACUCACCACUAUCAAGAUUUGCUUGCCCUGAAGCACCCACUGUUCCAGCUGCUCUCUGCUACCAUCCUAGUCAGCUCUCCUGUUCUCCUCCUAGCAGUGUGUCCCUAGGAAGACUUGGCAGCAUGGCGCUUCACUCAUCUUCCCUCAGUGGUCCUGCACCUGAAGCGGGCAAAAACAAUUCAAGGAGUUCUAUGGAGAAAACCUACUGGCAGUUACGCAAUGGAAAUGAAACGUUGGUUACCGAAUUCAUUAUACUGGGCUUCUCAAAAUAUCCAGAACUAAAGUUUUUCUUCUUUACUCUUUUUUUAUGUUUAUACUUUUUUACAAUACUUGGCAAUACUGUCAUUGUCACAGUUAUCAGUGCCAAUGCUAGCCUUCACACACCCAUGUAUUUCUUCAUAAGGAAUCUAUCUUUAUUGGAAAUAUGCUUUACUUCAGUCACAAUCCCCCAAAUACUAGUGACUCUUUGCUGGGAAGAAAUCAGAAUUUCAUUCGUUGGGUGUGCAACACAGCUAUAUUUCUUUCUGCUCUUUGGUGCCACUGAGUGCUUCUUACUCUCUGUCAUGUCAUAUGACCGCUUUGCGGCCAUAUGUCUCCCACUGAGAUAUACUACCAUCAUGAACAAGAGAAUCUGCAUCCAGCUGUCAGCAGCAUGUUGCGCUGGAGCAGUUUUGAUUGCUACAGGACACACUAUUUUCAUCUUCACCUUGCCUUUUUGUAGGUCCAACGUAAUUAACCAUUUCUAUUGUGAGAUCCAGCCAUUGCUUACACUUGUUUGUGGCAACACCUACUGGAAUGAAGUCCAGGUCAUCACGGCUGCUGGUGUGGUGCUCAUAUUGCCCUUAAUUCUCAUCCUGGUGACUUACAUCCAGAUCAUCACCACCAUACUGAAGAUGAAAUCAGCUGAAAGCAGACACAAGACCUUCUCCACCUGUUCAUCACACCUCACUGUAGUGACAUUCUUCUAUGGCACAGCCCUUUUCAUGUACGCCAGACCUAAGUCAAGUUUCUCUUUGGAUACUGACAAGUGGGUCUCGCUAUCUUACUCUGUUAUUACUCCAUUACUGAACCCUAUUAUAUAUAGUCUCAGGAACAAAGAAGUGAAAGGAGCUCUGUGGAAAUUAGGAACUAAAGUCUUGCUUAUCAUAAAGAAAUGA
Pogona vitticeps (central bearded dragon) is the source of this 1167-nucleotide messenger RNA. RefSeq names its product olfactory receptor 10C1-like. NCBI's taxonomy places the organism in Eukaryota, Metazoa, Chordata, Lepidosauria, Squamata, Agamidae. Gene Ontology annotation, molecular function: olfactory receptor activity; G protein-coupled receptor activity. Gene Ontology annotation, biological process: G protein-coupled receptor signaling pathway. Gene Ontology annotation, cellular component: membrane. The record is from RefSeq and is a predicted model, not a curated record.